Onthophagus taurus is the source of this 3857-nucleotide messenger RNA. RefSeq names its product C2 and C2B_Munc13-like domain-containing protein staccato (gene stac). Gene Ontology annotation, cellular component: secretory vesicle. The record is from RefSeq and is a predicted model, not a curated record. NCBI's taxonomy places the organism in Eukaryota, Metazoa, Arthropoda, Insecta, Coleoptera, Scarabaeidae.
CAAACGAACAAAAAAAUCUCCAAAUACUAAUAUCUAAACCGCAAUGUUUGGUUAAAUUAUUUAAGGGAUAUUUUUAACAAAAAAAAUCCCUAAAUGACUCAAUACUUGUGUAUAAAAUUGUUAUCGUUAUCAUUGAACGCUUACGAGAGAAAUUCCCGGUUAAAUACAAUGCGCGAUCAGUGUAACAGUUGCAAGAAGUUGAGACGGAAGGCGAGCGUGAAGAACUUUGAGAGGAGAAAGUGUGUGAGGAGGAUCAAAAAUUUUGAAGGUAUCCCGGCUAGGAAACCGCCACAAAAGAAAUUUAGGAAUUUUAUACCAUUCAAUGGGAUAAUUGAGAAUCAAUUAAAAGUGAAAAUGAAUCCAAAUCGAUGGUUUAAUAAGUGGAUUUAUAGAAGAAUUCAUCCUGUUCAAGACAAUAACACAAUACAAGAAAUCGAUGGAGGAUUUUUUGAGACGUUCGGACAUUUGUUUCGAGAAAAAUCGAUUUACGCCGCCGCUAAAGAAAAACAAGAAAAGGAAACGGUUGCAAAGGAAGCUGCAGAUUUAGAAGCUGUUAUUGAGAAUGUUCCGGAAAUUGCUGAAACGGAAGAAAUUCCAUCUAGUUCUGAUAGUGAACCGGAAGAUCAAACUUUGUAUAUUUCGACAGCUUUAAAUAUAGACGAAUUGUACGUGGAAAUGUUAUAUGUUAUCAUCCACAACGUUGGAUGCGAUGUGAAUUACGAGGUUGGUCAAACAGCUUUGUUAUCGUACAUCCAAGAUGCUUUCAAGAUCGAUAACAGGAAGCACCAAGAUUUAUUCGAUAUCGCCCAAAAGAAAGAACCCCCUGAAAUGUUAUUAAAUAUCGAAGUCAUUGAAGCCAAAGAUUUGGUUUCGAAAGAUCCGAAUGGGCUUGCCGAUCCUUUUGUAACGCUUUACUUGGCUUCGAAUUCUUCGCAACGUUAUAAUUCUUCUGUUAAACCAACUACGUUAAGUCCAGUUUGGGAAGAACAUUUCGCUUUGCCAGUUCCAGAAAAUCCAUCCGAUGACACACUAUGUCUUGAAGUAUGGGAUUUUGACCCCGCCGAAACUGUCGGUGAAAAAUUCGGGAAAUUCUUCGACGUAAAAGGAGUUAGAGGAAUGCGUAGACUCGUUAAAGAAAUCGCUGUAACUGCUACUUCGGGGCAACAUCGCAACGAAUUAAUCGGCCGCGCUCAAAUCCCAUUAAGCGCAAUCCCCGCUUCCGGAAUGACAAUGUGGUAUAGCUUAGAUAAAAAGAACAAAAUAACCCGCCAAGGAGUAAUCAAAGUACGAAUAGCUUUCAGUUCAGAAAAAAACGUUCACGUCGCCGCCCAAGAACAUAAACAUCUCUUAAGAAUCUUACUUUUACACGAAUUAGAAACGUCGAAAGUGGCCCCAUUUUGGUGGUGUGGCUCUUUUAGUCCUCAAGGAAAUGCUUUAAUAACCCAACACGUUGCGCAAUCGGGAUUAUCAACUCCAGAUAUUGCUUUAGCACAAUGGAUCGUUUACACAAAUGUGCACCGAACGCAUCCGUUAAGUUUCGAUUUAUUCGUUGAUAUUUUAGAGAAGCUUUGCAAACCGAUUCAGUAUAAUAGUUUUGAAGAGGAAGAUUUAAAGUUGUUUUGGGACGCGACAAAAAAAUUAAUCCCGACUUGUUUGAGUAUGAUUCGAAAGAUUCGCAAAACCAAUUUUAAAGAAAAAAAUCAGUUGAAGCAGGUUGCGAAAGUUUUAAACGUUUUGGGGUUAAUUUCUAUGUUGGAUCCUCCGGAAAAUAUUAACGAGUUAUUAGAAAAUUGCGUCGUGAAGGGGGCGAAAGAUUGGUUUGAGCACAUUUUGGAAAAUACUCAGUUGGUGGAGGAUAGUGAUGAGGCGAAAAUGAAACGGUUGGUUAAAAUCGUUCAAUUAGUUCGGACUGAUUUACAGAAAGCCAUUGAGUAUUAUGAUAAAAUGUUUCAUGAAUCAUUAAAUUUUAAAUAUGCCAAAGAAUUAUACAAGAUUUAUCAAAAUAAACUCACCGACCUCAUCGAACCGGAAGUGAAACACGUCAGCGAAACAAUGGCUAGGAUGCCUCACGUUGGAUUUACCAACAUAAAACAAGUAGACACCAAUCAACCUAUGGUCGUUGGAACAACUUUAUUCGAGUUAUAUUUAUACAUACAAAGAUUUGUAAUUUUGGGGACAGAUCUUUGUCCAACGGAACACGAAACCUUCGAAAUAAGAAACUUUUACGUCUGGUUUUACAGCGCCGUAGCGCAAUGGCUCGAUAUCGCGCUUUACAAAGCUCUCCAACGCAUCGAUAAAGCCGUUAGUUUGGAUAAAUUAGUACCGGUCGAUGCAGAAAUGAAAAUAAGCUCAUCGGCUAUUGAUUCAUUAAGCAUUUUCUAUCAAAUAAAAGUUUUUUGGCAGGAAUUAAAUUGGCCCGACGUCGAAGGUUCUUACACGUUCAUCGCGAAAAUCAUUGAUGAUAUUUGCCGAUGUUGCGUUUAUUACGCGGAUAGAGUUUCGGAUGCCGUCGAAGGAAUGGGCGAUAUAAAAGACGUUUACGAGCAACGAUUUCAAGUAACCAACGAAUGGUGCCUUGCCAUCAACAAUAUCGAUUACGUUUUGCAACAUUUAAUACCGUUCACAAAAGAAAUGGAGAUGGAGAAAAUAAUCGAGAAAUUAGGUGACAUUAAAAGCCCCUUAGAAGCGCAAAGAUGCCAACACACUUUAGACACCGUUAUUGUUAAUGCAGUUGAUACCGUUAAAAAUAAAAUUAUUGAGUUACUUGAAACCGUUGCGGAAAAGAUGACGCCAUCAAUGAAGCGACUUCUCAUAGAAGGAGCAGAAUUAUUCCAACAAGAUUGUAAUAGUAUCGAUAAAGUAAUGAGAUAUUUAGAUGAUAAUUUGCACACACUUCACGAUCAAUUAAACGAAGAAAAUUUUAGCCGCAUUUUAGAUAUUAUUUUUAUUUAUUUAAAUAAUAUCUUAACCGAUUUAAUACAAUCCAACUUGGAGAAACGACGACCGCCAUCGUUCUUCUCAAAUUUACAUGAAACGUUAAAACUAAUGAAACAUUCUUUUAAAUUAAACGACACCGAAGAAGAAUGCGAACAAUUAAAAAAAACCGAACAUUUAUUGUACUUAAAUGGUUUAGAAACGUCCGAAUUAAUCCAUCAAGUUCAUUUAGAUUUAUGGAAAGAACAAGAAAAAAAAGAUUCGAAUUUGGGGCAGUUAACGAUUAAGUGUAAAUUUGAUAAUUGCGAGUUAAAAAUUGAAGUUUUAAAUGGAAAGAACUUAGUGGCUAUGGAUUCUAAUGGAUCAACAGAUUCUUUUGUAAGAAUUCAUCUUUUACCUGAAGAUAAAUUCACGAAUGUAACAAAACCAAAAACCCAAACUCAACAUAAAACUUUAUUUCCACUUUACGACGAACACUUUACGCUGAAAUUGACUACCGAUCAAAGAAAUUUGGAAAACGGUUUGAUUUUAUUUAGUUGUAAAGAUUACGAUAUGCUAGGUUACAACAAUCAGUAUAUUGGAGAAGCUUUUCUGCAUUUUAAAGAUAUUCCAAGUAAUGGUGUUAAUUCGCAACAAUUAGUUUUGUAUUUGCAUAGACCAAAAACUUUAGAUACGGAUGCUUUAAAAGCUUUGGAAUAUAGACAAGGAGAUAAACAGGCCAAAGAAUUUCUUCGUAGAUUUAAAAUGCGCAUGAACUCACCAAAAUCAUCUUAAAAACAAAUAAACCCACGCCUAAGACUGUAAUUUUUAACAUGUUAUUUAUUAAUUUUUUAAUAUUAAAACUAAUUGUAUGUAAUAUUGUUGAUUCAAAGAACUUGUUUUCUUAAGAAAAUGAAAUAAAAAAACCACCAAAUUUGUUUUUA